Fonsecaea pedrosoi CBS 271.37 is the source of this 804-nucleotide messenger RNA. RefSeq lists its product as uncharacterized. The record is from RefSeq and is a predicted model, not a curated record. Lineage: Eukaryota; Fungi; Ascomycota; Eurotiomycetes; Chaetothyriales; Herpotrichiellaceae. The transcript is spliced from 2 exons. The coding region runs from base 1 to 804 and encodes 267 amino acids.
AUGACGGCCCUGUGUGGUUACAAGAAUGGAGAUUUGAACUCACCCGUCGCCUGUCAAUCAGGGUUCGGCUGUGUGGAAUGGGAGUCUCCAGGCGUCUUUGGAUGUACAAGCGGCAUCAACACCAUCCUGCCGACGACAUGUGUGGAAGCAGAAGCGCAGGGUCCAACGCCCACAGUCGGGGCCAUUUCCUGGUUAAGGCUUUUCCCUCUUCUUUCUUUCUUUUCUUCUUUGGUGCAAGACACUGACGGGGAAAUCCGUGGCAGUGACUCGGACGCACCGUACUGUGCGACCGUCUCCCUGUAUUGGAGCGACUACUACUACACGCACUGGGAAUGUGCCCCGCGAUCCGUCGAGGCGGUUACGAUCCUAGCCAUCCCAACCGUCACUGGCCACGGCGAACCUUCGACACAGUACCUCAACGCAGCUUUUUCCGACCCAACUGCAAGUCCCUCGGGGGGAGGCGGCGGGGGCAACGGCACCAACGGCGAUGACUCGUCCUCCAGCCAGGGCAGCGGCUCAGGCGGUGGUGGCAACAACAUCGGGACCAUCAUCGGGGCCGUUGCGGGCGUGGUUGCCGCCCUCGCCGCGAUCGGACUGUGGAUCUGCACCAAACACCACUUCCACAGGCAGCGACAACACGAUCGAAACCUGGGCGGGAGUGGAGACAUGGUGGUGCGGAACAACCGCGACAUGAUGACCGUGGCCGGGCAGCUUGAGCGCGGCGGACCCGUCAACGUCUACGUCAACGAGCUUCACUACCACGACCAUACGGGAAGGGGAGGGCCGCUGAGGUUGGCGAGUUGA